AUGCUCGCCAGUCCCUCUAAACAGAGGAAACAGCACACUUCUCCACUCUGCUUCUCGAAAGACUAUUUCAAAGGAACGAUCGAAAGCCGUCUCUGCCAGCAAAUGGUCUUUUCCGGGAGAGCAUACGAGUGGAAUCCGCUUGAGAAUCCAAACAAACAAACUGGUCUUCUGACAGUUGAUCUGUCUAAACAUGAACUUGAGCUUCUCGGGGUGACUGUAACACAAAAGUUAGAGCUAGAAUACCGCCUGAUAACGCCACAGACGCAAACCAGUGUCUCCACCUGUUGA
Messenger RNA from Opisthorchis viverrini, 288 nucleotides. RefSeq lists its product as hypothetical. Lineage: Eukaryota; Metazoa; Platyhelminthes; Trematoda; Opisthorchiida; Opisthorchiidae. Bases 1 to 288 code for a protein of 95 amino acids. The transcript has a single exon. The record is from RefSeq and is a predicted model, not a curated record.